GCGGCCCAUGGAGCGACCAGACCGGGGCAGAGACACCACACUGCUGAAGAACCAGCCGUACGACGAGAGCCUGGAGGUGAUCGACUCCGAGGAGGUAGCGAGCGUCUACAGCCCGCCUCCCCACAGACCGCGACAGCCAGAGUCUCAGAGGAGCAGGAAGGGGCGUGGCCUCAUGGCAGCCAACAGCGGCAGUGACGAGUUUGAUGAAGACCACAACGAGCCACCAGGCAGGUCUGGGGUCGGUCCACACGAGGAGGACGACGAGGACGAAGAAGAGGAGGAGGAGGAGGACUCCGAUGAAGAGGACUCUGACGAUGAUGACGAGCCCAGCAAGGCUCCAGAGGGGGCGUACGACCCCGCAGACUACGCCAACCUGCCCGUCAGCACGGAGGUCAAAGAGCUGUUCCAGUACAUCACACGCUACAGUCCUCAGUCCAUAGAGCUGGAGCACAGCCUGAAGCCGUUCAUCCCGGACUUCAUUCCUGCUGUGGGAGACAUCGACGCCUUCCUCAAGGUGCCGAGGCCGGAUGGGAAAGCAGACAACCUGGGUCUGUUGGUUCUGGACGAGCCCAGUGUGAAACAGUCGGACCCCACGGUGAUGUCACUGUGGCUGUCAGAGGAGAGCAAACAGCACGGAGCCACUGAGACGUCCUCGUCCUCUCCUGCCGUCUGCAGGGAGUUUGUGUAUGUGGUGGACCUGCAGCGCUACAGCAGAGACCAGGGGUCCUCGGUCUACUUCCCCCAGGCUGUCCUCAGCGGUGAUGACCUGUAUGAUGUCACGCUGACCGACGGGGACUGCAGGCUUCGUGUGACGCUGGAUCCCGGUCUGAACCGGCUGGUGGAGAGGAACGUCUUGCAGCCCGGGUCGGUGCUCCGUAACGCCAGCUUCACCAGCGCCAUGGCCGCUCAGCUCCCAGCAUGCCGCAGGGCCUCUGGACAGACAGACAGCUACAGGCUGCUGAGGGCGGAGGUCGCGGACGGGGACGAGGACGACGCGGUCGGGGGGCUCGAGGUGGACUCGCUGCCCUGGUUUGGAUCGUCAGAACCCGCAGGUGCCCUGCUUCCUCUCAGAGCCAAUCGCAGCCUGUUUCUCCCUCUGUGGAACACUGUGGACUACAGCGGGCAGGUGUGGAGGGAAGCUCCGCCCACUGAGGAGGAGGACGAGGAGGAGGACGAGGAAGCAGGACGUCACGCCUCACAUGUCAGCGUAACGCAGCUGCGCGAGUCCUUCCUGUCUGGUCGUCGGGGUGUUGCCAAGGGCGUCAUCCACCAUCAGCUGAUCGUACGCAUCAUCAACAAGUCACACCUGAUGUAUUAUGGGAGAACAGACAGGAACUGUGAAUGUCCAUAUAAGGCUGUGCUGGAGGUGUGCGACCGGACAGGAAGUGUGUGCGUGGUGUUGUGGAACAGUAUGUGUGUCAGGUGGUAUCGCAGUCUGAAGCCUGGUGACAUCAUCAGCCUGAGACACUACAGAGUCAAACAUCAUUACCAGGCUGAGCCCGAUGACAUCGAAAUCAGCGUGAACAGCAGAAACCCUGCAGCUCACAUCUGUGUUCUCCCAGAAUCCUCUGUUUCACCUGAAUGUCUCCCACCUGCACCCACCUACAGCUUCUGCACCAGUCAGGAGAUCCUGGACUGUUGUCAAGGCGUUGUGUGUGAUGUCAUCGGCCUGCUGACGUUCACAGGACGACCUGAGCGAAUCAGGAGCAAGGGUGGGGGUCGCCAUGAUGGCAAAGGGGCGGAGCUUUUGGAGUAUCGUUGGCUGCGGUUGGAGGAUGGGACCAGCUGUCAGCCAAUCAUGGUGAAGCUCUUCUCCACAUCUCAACCUGAAUCGCACUGCAAACUCCACCCAUUGUCAGUGGUCGUCUGUACCAGACUGAAGCUGGUCAGAGCGGCGGAUCGGAUGGGCGUCGGCUUCUACCUGACAAACACGACGUACACACAGGUGUACUGCACAGGACUGGGUCACCACUCAGAGAUGAGUUAUCGUAAGCUCCGCCCGGUGCGACACUUCCUCCAGUGGCUGCGGGGCCAGGAUGACGGCCGGGUGCUGAGCAGGGCUCUGAUUGGAGGAUUCUUCAUCCACCCGCCUCCUCCCGUCUCCUUGGAAAUGUUCAUGAAAGACAGGAGAGGUGAGCCCGGUUUCCUGCAAGGGGCGGAGCUUCACAGGGAGCUGGACAGGCUGUGUUACCGGGAGCGACGCACCUUCUGUAUCCAGGCCUCUGUUGCCAUGGUUACGUACAGCCACAGAGGGGAGGAGGAUCGCUGCUUGUUUUGGACACAUCGAGCUUCAUCUCUGUCCUCGUCCUCCCCCACCUCGUCCUCCCCUCUCCUCUUUAAGUCCUCCCCUCACCCGUCUCCCUCCUCCUCCCUCUCCUCCUCCCCCUCUCUCCUGCUGCCCCUCCCCUCCACCCCCCGCUCAUCCAGACCUCCCCUCUCCUCCUCUCCCUCGCUGUCUCCGACGUCUCCGUCCUCAGCCGUGAGUCAGCUGACGCCGCGUCCUCGGGACCAGCGAGUCGGCAGGAAGUCGUGGAAGAGGAAACAGCUGCUGCAGGCCGACACGCCGAAGAGGAGACGUCCGUCUUUCACCUUGCAGCCUGACGAGACCAGCAGGACAGUCGUCCUGUUCGAGGCCUCCAUGGAGUUUCUCGAAAACGCAAACGCUGAUGAAGACGACGACGACGAUGAUGCGGCGUCCUUUGUCACCGCCCCCCUCUCCCCCGCCUUCCAGCCGGUCGCCGUGGAGACGCUGCCCAUGCGUUACAACCACGCCCACAGGGAGGAGCAGGCGGGUGCCGUGGCGAUGGGGGGGAGGGCGUCUGCCUACGGGAAGUUUGACUCCGCCUUCGAGGAUUACUACACCCUGAGACUGAGAGCUCUGUCAGAUGCUGUGAUGGUGGACGUCGUCUUCCUCCCUCACUCCUCCUCCUCACCACCCGUCCUCCAACACUCCAACACCUGGACCUCCAUCUUAUCACAUGGGGCCUUCUCCUCACACACACCUCCACCUUCACCAGCUGACCUCAUCGGCAUGGCGGCCCAGCUGUCCAAUCAGAGGCUCGUGUGUGUCCUGGAGGCGUGUCACCUGGGCGGAGCCACGACCGAAGUGAUCCUGAGCCGAGCGUUUCCCCUGAGCGACUGACGCGCUCCGACCUCCUGGUGGCUGAUGGGAGUCGUAGUUUUCCCGCCACACGCUGACGCACUUCUCUGAUUGGUCAGCGGGAUGCUGGGAUGUGUAGUUCAGAUGUGUGACCUGCUCGGCCCGACGAACUCCGUGUUUCACACACUUUAAACAAUAAAGUGACACAUUUCAGUUUUGACGUGACGUUUCGCUGCCACAGACUGUUCCCGCAUGUUGUUUCUGUGAAUGUUUUCAUAUUCCAUGUGUUUGUUGUCUCUGUGGUUUGUUUACUUGUUGUGAGUUCAAUAAAUCCUCCCUCACUUUG
Scatophagus argus is the source of this 3446-nucleotide messenger RNA. RefSeq names its product RPA-related protein RADX-like. Gene Ontology annotation, molecular function: single-stranded DNA binding. Gene Ontology annotation, biological process: regulation of DNA repair; intraciliary transport. NCBI's taxonomy places the organism in Eukaryota, Metazoa, Chordata, Actinopteri, Scatophagidae. Gene Ontology annotation, cellular component: replication fork. The transcript is spliced from 22 exons. The coding region runs from base 8 to 3142 and encodes 1044 amino acids. The record is from RefSeq and is a predicted model, not a curated record.